Spirometra erinaceieuropaei is the source of this 2107-nucleotide messenger RNA. NCBI's taxonomy places the organism in Eukaryota, Metazoa, Platyhelminthes, Cestoda, Diphyllobothriidea, Diphyllobothriidae. The record is from the annotation of a GenBank genome assembly.
AUGUUCUCGGGUUCGUUCGGCCAGCCUCUGCUGAAGCAGCUUUGUGCCGUCCUCGCCCAUGAACUCGCCGCACCUUGCUUUCUCUUGGUCAAUCCUCUGACGGUAUUUGCGAAUCCGUGAGUGCUAGUCUUGAAGGAGCCCUCGGAUCAUUCGUCGGCCGUGCUGAAGUACUACGCGUCUCGCCGGCUCUGUGCUGACCAGAGGUUUGUAUGAAACACAGUUCGGAAGCACACUGUUGUCGAGACACCUGUGCAGAAAUCGAAUCUGCGCACAUCUUCGCCUUCUGAACUGCUACCUGGAACUCACCUGUUCGCUUCUAUCAACGUUCUUCCUUGCCCAUCCGGGACCUCAACUCGCCUGCGUUGGAUCCGACGCCACUGCCUGACUGGAGGCAGCGAAGCGGACACCAGCCUAGAAUCCGGCUGGACACAGUCAGUCGAGACAUAAAGGUGGCCGCAAGAGAAGACAGUGGACCGUACUAUGCAGAUCUUCUGCUGCUGCGGGUUGUCUCUACCGGACAGGAACAGACUGAGAAAUGAUUGAGGCCGGCUAGAGCAUGCAUGAUCACAGUCGCAGUACUUACAUACGGUCAUUGCCUGAUUUAAUAACAUUUUGACCGAAAUUCUGAAAUACAUGUUCGUUUGGGAAGGAUUAAUUAAGUGAGGUUGUAAUAUUAAUAAUCGUACAGCAAAUCGUCCGAAGACAUUUCAGUCACUAUAGCAUGUAGGAAUUUGACUGCACUUCUUCUCGACCGCCUGCAAAGGUUAUAAUCGGCAAGAUAUGACUUUUUAAGUGGUAUUCACUCUUUCCAUUCAUUGGUAUACCCUCAUAUAUUCAAAUAUAUUUUAUAGAAAAAUGGACAGAAAUAUUCUUGCAAAUCAAGGGCAUUAUUAACAGAUCGGCGACCGCGGUGGAGUUCGAACUCACGAAAACCCGUGUACAGAUAACGCCUUAACCAGCUGAGACACGAGGCUAAACACAAGCCUUGCGCUUUCUCUGGUGAGUUCGAACCGCCGACUACGUAAAUCUGCCAAAACACCUACUGAUAAACAAUUUACAUCGAUGUAAAAACCUGAUUCAUCUACAGCCUCGGUGUGAAGGCACAUUUGGGUAUCUGAGCUCACCGCGGAAAAAAGUCCCUAAUCCACAAACACGUGAUCUCGCACGCGUUGCGACCUACAGGUUCCCUCUCGUAAGGCUACGCAAUCACCCCAGGUGGCCUCGCUCGGGUGCACCACUAAUGUGGUUAUUUAAAUAGCAGCAGCAGCAGCAGCAGCAGCAGCAGCAGCAGCAGCAGCAGCAGCAGCAGCAGCAGCAGCAGCAGCAGCAGCAGCAGCAGCAGCAGCAGCAGCAGCAGCAGCAGCAGCAGCAGCAGCAGCAGCAGCAGCAGCAGCAGCAGCAGAAGACGUGGUACCGGUUGCGGUAUGAGUCAUUUUUUCUUCCAUUUUUCUUACAAUUACCUAAAAGCGAUCCGUUUUUGUUAAUUAGGACGGCUACAGAACUUCAUCAUCUAGAACCUCUCCAAGGGAGGACGCAUCCCCCGAAGCCACAGUCAAAACUGAAUAAGCCUGGUUGAGGGAACAGGCCUUUGGACUUUGUCGCUGGAACCGACAGUUUACUUGUCUGACGCCCUGAAUUCACAUUCGAGCUCAUAAGCAAAACCGGGGCCUCUUUCUUUCCAGCUGUUCCCGAGAAUUCAUCUUUUCGCUUGUAUGGUCGGAUCGUUUGUUUUUUUUUCAGCAUAUCGUCAUCAGGCCCGUAUAAUGGCCUGCUUAAGAUUUAGUAUGGCUGCUGGUUGGUUGGAUGAGGCCGCUCUGUUCUCAGCUCUCGAAAGACCAUUGUAAGACCGUUAAACGAAAAUUGCUUGCCAUCGGACAUCACAAUCAGCCCAACAGAUCCUGCGCUAAAGCAACUGACCGGACAAGUCCCUUCCCCGCCAAUUCUCCCAUCCUUUGGCCAUUGUAGCACGAGACUCAUCUCAGCCAAGCUCAUCGGCACCGCCGUCGCCGCCGCCGCCGCCGCCUCCUCCUCCUCCUCCUCCUCCUCCUCCUCCUCCUCCUACUGUGCCGUCUGUCACUCCUGUCCGCGCACCCAACCAUCUUUUUGA